UGUAGAAGCCUUUAACCUAUGACCUUUCCCCAGUUUCACGGCGUGGAGUUGUUGGUGUGCUUUGCUACAGAUUGAGUGCAGCAUGGCUUCAUUUGCUAAAAGGCGAGCUGUUGGUAUGGGAAAAAACCCGAAUGAAGAUGAAGACGACAGCUCAGAUGAGAGAUUAGACGACGAUGAAGAGGUGACGAGUGAGGAGUCAGAUGAAGAAAUCAACGAGGAGGUUGUGGUUGAUUUUGAGGCACACACCAUAUCAGUUAAUGACUUCAACGGGAUGAAGAAGCUGCUGCAGCAGUUGUUUUUGAAGGCUCACGUUAAUACAUCCGAGCUCACUGACCUCAUGAUCCAGCAGAAUCAUAUCGGAAGCGUCAUUCGGCAAGCAGAGGUGCCUGAAGACAGUGAUGAAGAUGAUAGUGAUCCAAAUGAAGUUUUUGGCUUCAUCAGUAUGAUAAACCUGACAGAGAGAAAGGGUGUGGAGUGUGUGGAACAGAUUAAGGAGCUGAUUCUGGCCCAUUGUGAGAAGGCCUGUCCCCCCACUGUCACUGAGCAGCUGGAGAAGUACCUGAACGACACGGCCAAACCUGUGGGGCUGCUGCUGAGCGAGCGCUUCAUUAAUGUGCCCCCACAGAUUGCUCUGCCCCUCCAUACGCAGCUCCAAGAGGAGAUUUUAGAUGCACAGAGGACCAACAAGCCCAGUGGGAAAUGCCAUUACUUUCUGAUGAUCAGCAAGACCUGCAAGGAGGUUCAGAAGACCAUUCCCAACCGAGGAACCCCAAAGGAGGAAAUGCUGUUUGUGAAUGCAGAAGAGGAAUUUUUCCAUGAGCAAGCGACCAUGAAGUUCCAGUACUCCGUCCAGGAUGAGACAGACUCGUGCCUGAGUGGGAGAUGGUCCUUUGAUGACGUGCCAAUGAAGCCUUAUCGAACCGUCAUGUUAAUUCCCAUGGACAGAAUGGGAGUUAUUAUGGACAAACUCAAGCAGUACCUCACUAUUUGAAUUGUCAUAUGUUGUAUCACUACAUUUUCAUAAAAAUCUCUGGACCUUCUAAAGUGUGACCCACAAUUUCUCAGUGUUUUGAAUGGUUUUUCUCUUCUCCCUAAAAAGUAAUAUUGCAUCGGAGUGUGUUAUGUUGUUUGUUCUAAUCUGGUCAUCCAAUAACUAGUGGUCUUCAGUAGUUUCAUAUUGUCACUUUCCUGAAAUAUUUAAUAAUCACUUACACUUCCACAAACCCAGGACCUUUUAGUUAAACAUUUGUCCACACUUCCAUCAGUGCAAUAAUUUAUUGACCUGUAAUGUGUAAAUACUAGUCCCAGAAUAGCUGAAAAUAGCCUCUCCCGAACACUUUCUAUACACUUAGAAGUCCAAAAUGUAUGUACAUUUAUGUUCCAAAAACCGUUCAGAAUUUGCAUAUUAAAAUGCUAUAUAUAUUC
Clupea harengus (Atlantic herring) is the source of this 1425-nucleotide messenger RNA. It is a transcript of the gene bccip, whose product is annotated as BRCA2 and CDKN1A interacting protein. NCBI's taxonomy places the organism in Eukaryota, Metazoa, Chordata, Actinopteri, Clupeiformes, Clupeidae. The record is from RefSeq and is a predicted model, not a curated record. Gene Ontology annotation, cellular component: nucleus.